Messenger RNA from Dermacentor albipictus, 1424 nucleotides. RefSeq names its product meso-2,3-butanediol dehydrogenase-like. NCBI's taxonomy places the organism in Eukaryota, Metazoa, Arthropoda, Arachnida, Ixodida, Ixodidae. Gene Ontology annotation, molecular function: oxidoreductase activity. The record is from RefSeq and is a predicted model, not a curated record.
ACCUCUGCCCAAAAAGUGUCCGGAUGCGUUGGUGGCUCCCUCAUAUUCCCUUCGAAUAAGCUGGCGCAGACCUAGUGGUGUCCUAGGGCAGAAAUGCAGCACGUGCGCGGCACAGAAUGCUAAAGCCCGCACAAAGUGACGAUUGCCAUGUGAGUCUUCCGGCACAGAAGAAUGGUGCAUGCAGAAACCCCUUGCUCGACAGCACCAGUCUGUAGCAGUGAUAAUAGUUUCCUAGUUGACGUCCAGUUUCUACAACCGCUGCCCAAAAGUUUCAUUCAAGCUAUCAGGAAUUCCGGCUCCUGUCCGUGGUGCCUCGGCGGGCAUCGGCGAAUGCACGGCUAAGCAUUUCGCCUCCCUCGGCUGCUGGCUCUCCCUGACUGCGCGGAGCAUGGAGAACCUGGAGAGAGUGGCAGAAGAUUGCUGCGCACAGGGACUUCCUAGAGACAAGGUGCUUGUAGUACCCGGUGAUGUAACAGUGGAAAAGGACAUCGCAGAAGUGGUGCAGAAAACAGCGAAGCACUUCGGACAAAUUGAUAUCCUCGUGAACAAUGCUGGUAUUCCCAUGCUAGGAUGCAUUCAAAGUGCCUCAAUGGAAGACUUUAAUAGAGUGUGGCGGACGAACUUUCUCGGUCCGCUCUGCAUGAUCAAAAAUGCUGUGCCCUACUUGCGUCUAACUAAAGGUAGCAUCGUGAAUGUUUCUAGUGUCGCAGGGUUGACUGCGAUUUUGAAGAACGUGCCUUACGCGGUCGCCAAAGCAGCACUGGACCACCUGACUCGAUGUGCUGCACUGGAGAAUGCCCCGUACGGUGUACGUGUGAACUCAAUCAACCCAGCUUAUAUCAAGACGACGAUGGGGAAAGCACCUACUGUCAGCGUAGAGGAACAUAUGGAGAUGAUGGAGAAAAAUGCCAGUGCUCUGCAUGCCCUUGCACGAGUGGCCGCACCGGAAGAAGUGGCUCACUGCAUCGCCUUCCUGGCAUCCGAUGACGCCGCCUUUGUCACGGGGACCACGAUGCCCUUCGAUGGAGGCAUGCUCCUUCUGUCCACUGUCUCGGAUUCCCCUAGAGUGUUCGAUGACAAGAAGAGUACUUAAGAUGCCAAGAGCGUAGCCUUGUCAUUGUGUCAGGACGAACUGCAGAAACUAAGGAAGCCCUGGCAACCCGUUUUUACAAAUAUCCCAAAUAACUGCUGUGCCUCGCAAUUAACGCAAUUUUUAUCUCGCGCUCUUAGAGGAGCACAUCUGUCUUAGCCCCGUUAGUGCAAAGAAGGACGAAUACAGUAGUCUGCAAUGCACAAACUAAAAAAACGACCAGUUACUCGUGCAGAAGUGAACUGCCCACAAGCCUUAGUUGUUAUUUUGGAGGACACACAUUCAGCAUGGCACCUUCACUGAGCAAUCUACGCAAAAGGCAAAAUAAAUUUAU